GUCGAAUACUUUGUGAGUGUUCUCACACUCAUCAAGACAUUUGCUCACAAAAAUGGCGCAGGGAAAGGAUCAGUCCUUUGCCAGCCGUUUAAUCCAUAAAUAUCUUAAGAGUGGUCAAGAGCACAAAGGACAGGAGAGUGAGAUGCCUCAUACCUCUGAGUUUGCCGUCAUGUGGGAUAAGCUGAUGAAAGAGUUCUUAGCUAAAGCCAAAGAAGAUUUUUUAAGAAAAUGGGAGUGUCCACCACAAUGUACGACCACCCUGGAUGAAUUUGAAAGGUACAAGACUCUGGGUACUGGUUCGUUUGGACGCGUAAUGCUUGUGAAGCAUAAAGGAAGAAAUCUGUUUUAUGCCAUGAAGAUCUUGGACAAACAAAAAGUGGUGAAGUUGAAGCAGAUUGAACACACACUAAAUGAAAAGAAAAUAUUACAGGCUGUCUCCUUCCCCUUCCUUGUCAAACUGGAAUAUGCUUUCAAGGACAACUCAAACCUCUACAUGGUGAUGGAAUAUGUUCCAGGUGGAGAAAUGUUUUCACACCUCAGACGCACAGGAAGGUUCAGUGAACACCAUGCAAGAUUUUAUGCAGCUCAGAUAGUGCUCACCUUUGAGUACCUUCACUCUUUAGACCUCAUCUACAGAGACCUGAAGCCUGAAAAUCUGCUCAUAGAUCAACAUGGAUAUAUCCAGGUCACAGAUUUUGGCUUUGCUAAACGAGUAAAAGGCAGGACCUGGACGUUGUGUGGAACUCCUGAGUACCUGGCUCCAGAGAUCAUCCUCAGCAAGGGCUACAACAAAGCUGUGGACUGGUGGGCACUUGGAGUUCUUAUCUAUGAGAUGGCUGCUGGGUACCCUCCAUUUUUUGCUGAUCAGCCUAUCCAGAUCUAUGAAAAAAUUGUGUCUGGCAAGGUACGAUUCCCCUCCCAUUUUAGCUCCGACCUGAAAGACCUGCUGAGGAACCUUCUGCAAGUGGACUUGACAAAGAGAUUUGGCAACUUGAAGAACGGAGUGAAUGACAUCAAAAACCACAAGUGGUUUUCCACAACAGACUGGAUUGCCAUCUAUGAGCGAAAGGUUGAAGCCCCCUUCCUGCCAAAGUGCAGAGGACCAGGAGACACGAGCAACUUUGAUGACUAUGAAGAGGAGGACAUUCAUGUCUCACAAACAGAAAAGUGUGCAAAAGAGUUUGCUGACUUUUAGUGAACAGGGCAAGAGCUCCAUCAGGGCUCUGCUGUUUUGGGAUAUUUGCACUCAGCUAAGGGUUAAGGUGGAACUUACAUGCUCCAAAUCGUUGCCUCGUUUCUUCAUUCCACACAGCUGAAUGAGGUUGUUUUUGCCAUGCUCCCUCCUCCAGGUGCUGUUACCACUGAUCGACCCGCAGACAAAUUAUGCAGACAUCCCUUGGGCUGCAACGCAAAGUACUAGGCCACUUCCCCAUUGUUUUUCUGUUGCCUUUAAUGUUUGCAGCUUUUCAGUAUCCUCACGUUAUUUAUUUCUUAAAAAGCAAGAUGCAACACAAAAGUUACUUCCAUUUACAGGUGGCACAGUGUAAUAGUAUUAGCUCAUUUUGUGCAUCUGGUGUGAAUGAAGGGAUUUAUUUGAUUUAAUUUGUUUACUUUAAUCUGUUUGUUACAUUCUCCCAUGUCUUUCAGGGAUUGGUUGAGUAUUUAUCAAUCAACACUGCUAUCAUUAUUCAUCAUUCUGGUGUCCUUAAAACAUGCAAUCAUGUGUGUUCAUAUAAGUCUAAGUAGUGCAUUUUUAAAUUUCUUUUUUAAUCAUGACAAAAAUUUUAACUAAACUAUUUUUUCAGUGACAGAAGAGGAACU
Molecule: messenger RNA, 1821 nt
Organism: Nematolebias whitei (Rio pearlfish)
Lineage: Eukaryota; Metazoa; Chordata; Actinopteri; Cyprinodontiformes; Rivulidae
Gene: prkacba
Product: protein kinase, cAMP-dependent, catalytic, beta a
Exons: 10
Coding region: 53-1195 (380 amino acids)
Biological process (GO): peptidyl-serine phosphorylation
Cellular component (GO): cAMP-dependent protein kinase complex; nucleus
Molecular function (GO): cAMP-dependent protein kinase activity; ATP binding
Source: RefSeq, a predicted model, not a curated record